AUGUCUGAGAAGGAAAUGGCCAUCGAUGAGGAUAUUGAUGUUGAAGAUGAAUUAAACGAGUUCGACGACAACGAAGAUGCUCCGCUGGAUAAUCUUGGAAUAUUCGGAGAUCAGGGACAACAACAUGGCCAAGCGAAUGCAGUUACAGAUUCAACGGAAAGCAAAUUAUUUGAUAUUCCUGAAUUCACUCGUAAAGAUAAGACAAUAAGUGAAAUACUCGAUUUAAUGGUUGAUAAUCCUCCCAUCAUUCCAGACGCUGUAAUCGAUUAUUAUUUGACAAAAGAUGGUUUUGAAUGCACUGAUGUGAGAGUAAAGAGACUACUGGCAUUAGCUACACAAAAGUUUGUGAGUGAUAUUGCCUCAGAUGCAUAUGAAUACUCUAGGAUUAGGUCCUCAAUCGCAGUGCAUAACUCAAACAACGGCCAAGCCAGGGCAAGACAGUUAAUGCUGGGACAGCAACAACCUGGUACGCAGCAAAUAUCACAGCAGCAACAUCAACAAAAUGAAAAGACUAAUGCUAACAAAGUUACGCUAACUGUGAAUGAUUUAAGCAGUGCAGUUGCGGAAUACGGCCUUAACAUAUCAAGACCUGACUUCUACCGUUAG
Molecule: messenger RNA, 606 nt
Organism: Eremothecium sinecaudum
Lineage: Eukaryota; Fungi; Ascomycota; Saccharomycetes; Saccharomycetales; Saccharomycetaceae
Gene: TAF10
Product: Taf10p
Exons: 1
Coding region: 1-606 (201 amino acids)
Biological process (GO): transcription initiation at RNA polymerase II promoter
Cellular component (GO): SAGA complex; transcription factor TFIID complex; nucleus
Molecular function (GO): promoter-specific chromatin binding; RNA polymerase II general transcription initiation factor activity
Source: RefSeq, a predicted model, not a curated record